Leptonychotes weddellii (Weddell seal) is the source of this 606-nucleotide messenger RNA. The record is from RefSeq and is a predicted model, not a curated record. Lineage: Eukaryota; Metazoa; Chordata; Mammalia; Carnivora; Phocidae.
AUGGGCGCUCGGGGGGCGCGGCUCCCCUGGAAGCCGGAACAGGCUGAGCAGCCCCUGCGCUACCCUGCGGGCAGCGCUCCCCGCCUCUGGCCCAGCUCCUUCUCCCUCCUCCGAGGAUGCUCGGUGCUGCUCUCAGCUCGGCUGCUGGUCUGGUUCCAGAACCGGAGGGCCAAGUGGAGGAAGAGGGAGCGUUUUGGGCAGAUGCAGCAGGUUCGAACCCACUUCUCCACUGCCUACGAGCUGCCCCUCCUUACCCGGGCGGAGAACUAUGCCCAGAUUCAGAACCCAUCCUGGCUCGGCAACAAUGGGGCUGCCUCGCCAGUGCCAGCCUGUGUGGUCCCCUGCGACCCGGUGCCCGCCUGCAUGUCCCCCCACACCCACCCCCCGGGCUCCGGGGCCAGCGGCGUCACCGACUUCCUGAGCGUCUCCGGGGCAGGCGGCCACGUGGGCCAGACACACAUGGGAGGCCUGUUCGGAGCAGCGGGCCUCAGCCCGGGCCUCAACGGCUACGAGCUCAACGGCGAGCCGGACCGCAAGACCUCGAGCAUCGCGGCCCUGCGCAUGAAGGCCAAGGAGCACAGUGCGGCCAUCUCCUGGGCCACAUGA